This is a messenger RNA of Dicrocoelium dendriticum, 5192 nucleotides long. NCBI's taxonomy places the organism in Eukaryota, Metazoa, Platyhelminthes, Trematoda, Plagiorchiida, Dicrocoeliidae. The record is from the annotation of a GenBank genome assembly.
AUACACAACUUGUUGGAUAGCCAAACGGUCCGGUAUUGCCCGGGUGUCGACCUGUGCCCGUAUGAAUCCAAGUGAUUGCUAUGUCAAAGUUCACGGCAGAUGGCGUCGAAAGAAAAUUAUCAGCCCAAAACAAGGCCUCAGCUUCCAUUGUUCAGGUCUAGAUCUUCUUCAACCAGUAUGUUCUUUACGCGGACUGUUCCGUUAAACCGUGCUGGUGCAGUGGAUGAAGAUGUGUUCCGGUCAUCUUUUAUUCCUUCUACCACAGUUGCACUGUCUUCACCUAGGGAACUGUUUGACGUCAUGGGUAGAAUAAAGGACAACCUAUCCGCUAAUCCAGAGGAGUGGGAGAAACGUGUUGAUGCGUUGAGAACAUUACGUGCUGUGGUAGCUAAUGGUGGUUUGCGAUUCGAGGAGUUUGUGCCGUCAUUAAAGUCCCUGGAGCAGCCUAUUGAUUGUUGUCUACGUGACUUACGUUCGUCAGUUGUUCGUGAAACGUGCAUCACUGUGGCUUACUUGUCUCAAGAGCUUCGUUGCCGCUUUGAUCGUUUCGCUGAAUCCGUGCUGAUAGAUCUCAUCGCACUGAUGUCGAAUAGCGCCAAAGUGAUGGCUAGUAGUGGGGUAGUUGCCAUCCGUUUCAUACUAGAGAACACACACUCGUCAAGGCUAUUACCCUUGAUAACUGGAUCGCUUUCGUCCAAAUCAAAUAUCACGCGCAAGCAUAUUUGCGAAUUCCUUGAGAUCAUCUUCCGUGAGUGGCCUGCAAAUAUAUUAGAGAAGCACUUGGGAACACUACGUGAUUCUUUGAGACGUGGUAUCUACGACGCUGAUCAGGAGGCUCGGCUUUUCUCCCGUCGUGCCUUCCCUCUGUUUGCGGCCAAAUUUCCUGAUCAAGCCAAUUCUCUCCUGCAAUCCAUCGACGCACAGAAGCGUAAACUAAUUGAAGGGGACCUGAUCAGUUCUGGGCUCCCUGGAGCCGUGGCAAGUGGUGAUGGAGGGACUGUCCGAAGUCGGUCGAACAGCCAAUCUUCCGGACAGAGUCGAUCCACUGGCAAUGCAGUCACUCGGAGGCCGACGAGACCCAUUCUCGGCGCCACUGCCAUCGGUGCAAAUGGGACUCGCGGUCGACCACCCGUGACAACUAUGAACGACUACAAUACCGUGGGCCGCUAUGUGCGACAAGGCUCGGUAGCCACGACAAUGUCGGAUAAGAGUCGCGUAUCCCCUCGCAAAAGUGUCUCGCAGUCCCAACCAGCCAUACACAAGUCAUGCAUUGGGCCUUACUCUUCCACGACUAUGGUUGAGAAUCAGUGCAUGGUUGUUGAUUUCUUGGUCGCCACUGGGCUGCGCAUUGUCCCCGAUUUGAGACAACCUUGCUGGACAUCCUCAUGUAUAUCCAACUCCGAGGAUUUCGUCAGGUCUGCUUUGGAAGUCCCUUCAUCUUAUUGUCCCUCACCAAAUACUAUCUCUGCCACAAGUCGGGAAGUCUCGCCAUCUAGAUUUCCUCACACCUCGUAUGGUGUGAGCAUCGAUCGACCACUCUAUAAUCCCGCUGGGUACGCUGGUGGAGCCGUAAGACAGGAUCAACAGUCAGCCAUGUCUACUUCGAACAGGAUCCCUCGUAGCCAAGGCACUAGCCGGGAGCCGUCUCCGGCGAGGUCGAUUACCGGUGCUUUUCCCGUACAGAAUCACUCCACCUCUGAUCAGCGAUUUGGCGGGCGCGGACCGAACUUCUCUAGUGUUCGUAAUCGAGGACGACCGUCCUUCAGUACGAUGAGCGAUUGCGGUGAUUCUGCUGAUCCGUUUUUGAACAACGGCCGUCACACCUUCGAGUCGGAUGAUAACUUCAGUGAGACGUCUUCACAAUGUUCUGACAGGUCUGGUCGUUCCGUCCCGGCAUUUUAUCGGCAACAUCCAGCCCGUGUAACCGAUAAUCUGAAAGAGAUCAUCACUCAGCUUUCCAGCAGUCAAUGGUCCGAUCGAAAGGAUGGGCUAGUCAAUCUUCAGAGUUACAUGCGCUGCGGCAGUUCUUUCAGCCCGGAUGACAUUCGUCGUUUGACAGAGAUUUUCGCAAAAAUGUUCGCCGAUUCCCAGAGUAAAGUGGUCAGCCUUUUCAUGGACGUUUUACAGUUCUUCAUCAAAGAAUACAGUCCCGCAUUGCGUGAUUGGCUGUACACCCUUCUUAUACGACUCUUGAAUCGCCAAGGAACAGAAGUUCUGGGCAGUCAUCAGAAGGCUAUUCAAGAGACCUUGUUCGUUCUACGAUCUCACUUCCCUCUGCAUUUGCAAUUUGUCACUUGCUGCCGUUUUAUCAUGGACAAUUCUCAAGCUCCAAAUAUGAAAGUAAAAGUGUGUCUGCUGGAGUAUUUAAAGGAUCUCAUUUUGAUGAUGAGUCCAGAUAUGGUGUCUUCUCUCACCCCGGAAACAUGUUCGGCGAUAUCACGCAUCAUCACGUGGUCUGCCGAGCCAAAGUCAGCAGACGUGAGACGGAUGGCCUCUCGAGUGAUUAUCAAGCUGUACGAUUUGAAUUCAACUAGUUUCGCUACCACGCUUCAGAGUAUGCCGCGUGCCAUCCAGGAUCGGGCAUCUGAAGUACUGCGAACGUAUCAAAAAACAACCACGGCCAGUGGUAUCCCCAGUGCAAUAGAUGCGUCCCAUAAUCUCCAAUCAUGGAAAACCACGUCCAUAAACCAGGAUGGCUCAGCAUCCCACGGUCAAAAUUCGCCCGGAUACGUAAGUCCAGAAACCAUGAACAAUAUGAUUCGUCAGGCUACCGAAGGUCUCCGGACGUUAACUACCGGCGCUCAGCCGUAUGCUCCGACCUCUUAUCGGAGAUCUUCGUCGGGACCAGUGACAAAGCCUCUCAAUGGUUCACGAUUGGGGUCGGGCGCUGCAACUUCCAUAAAUGCUAAUGGAUUGGAUAGCGUCUCCGACGAAACUCAUGGAACUGUGCAAUCGAGUGGCAUAAUGAAAUCCACCUUGUUUCAACCGUGUUCACCUAUUGUCGCUUCGCCUGUGCAGAAUACUUACUUGUCUCCUCUGAUGCCUUCCAGCAGCAGUCCCGAUCACAACGCCCGUCCAGACAAACCGAUUGGAAUAUCCGGCAUCGAUCAAGGAGAUGAGAAUCUACUCUUGGUCUCAUCACUCACCGUAGGCCCGAAACUUAGAAAGCCUGUGAUUGGCUACCAAACCCUUAGAAAAAUCCGUGAGAUGCCUCCAGAAGAUAUCAUGGCUGAAAUAUUACAAGAACUAUCUAACCAUAAUGAGAGACACGAGCAGCGCAAGGCGUGCAUGUUGAAGCUAAUCAAGUUACUUCGCGAUGGUACCGUUUGCAACUUUGAUGAAUACUUCAAGCCUACUUUGCUCAUUUUGUUAGAAACUCUCGGAGAUGAUGGAUAUGAAACACGUACUCUAGCUUUGAAAGUGCUGCAAGAAUUGGUUCGUACAAAAGCUGAUCUCUUCCACGCGUUCGUUCAUCUCUUUAUCAUGAAGAUACUGGAUGCUUGUCGAGACGAAGAAAAGUCGGUUGUGCGCUCAGCCGAGGAGUGUGCAAAGACGGUGGCCCAAUGUCUCCCUCCCGAUCUUUGCUUCAGCGUUCUCACCCCAUUAAUCGAUGAGCAGCAAUUGCAAAUCAACCUGCCCGCCGUAAAAAUGCAGGAACAUGUUGUGCGAAAUUCCUCACCAGAUUUGAUAUUCAAUGUUCUUAACGCCAUCAUCCCCGGGUUGAUAUCAGGUUGCAAUCAUGAGGAUAGUGCCAUGCGAAAGGCCAGCAUUUUCUGUCUAGUUGCUAUCGCGUUGAAAAUAGGAGACCGUAUCUGGGAGUAUUUGUCGGAGUUGCACAUUAGCAAGCGGCGAUUGUUGAAGUUGUACAUUGAUCGAGCGCUGAGCAGUAGCACGAUGUCGAACGAGUCGCUGGGCACCCGAGGCUGAAUUUCUGGUGGAGACUCCCUCUUUCCAGUUUUAGUCUUCUUCACGAGUUUGGUCCGCAACUACCAUUCACCCUCUCAACUGACGUCAGUUUUGUGUCCAUAUCGAUCCGUUGGAGUCAUUGCCGUUACACUUCCCCUUGGACGAUCUUUAUCUCAUGCAAUGAAGCCAACACCUGACUCCCCGUCUCUGCCCGGCGUUCUGUCCUGCUAACGAUUUUUAUUCGUUCAUUUUAUCUCCCCCCCCUCCCAACGCUAUCCACUGUAAAUGCCUUUUCUGUGGAUUUAGUUGCUCUCUCUUGAUUUCAACUGACAUUGAACUUUCACCCACAGGACGCCUAUUUGUGAUACCAUUUGGCUUUCGCGUGUCCUUGUUUUUACAUCCUCUUUUGGCAACAUGUCUCGAGAUCGAAUCACAAAAUGUCUGUUCCUUUCUUGCACUUCAGUUACUUUCCCUGAGCUGAAGGAAUCCCCCUAUUCAAAAUCUGACAAGAACCGGGGGCAGUCCUAUUUUUCCACCUUUUAGAUCAUCCGGUUUCCGCUGGGCAUCGGUCUUCAUUCAUUUGUCAUCGAAUUCGCUUUUAUUUCUCUGGCCUAGUGAGAAGGGUUAUCUUGUUCCGCCACUUCCUUCGAACUGUUAGCCACGUCCUAACUUCGUCUGUACUCUGACCUUCGAUGAGGAUUUUUCGACCUCCUCGCCAUCCUUUCGGCAUAUCUUCAAGCAGCCCAUCUUUCUACCUACUAGUGACCAUGUUCACGUUGUGCGGUUGUACAGAAAACCAAUAAGCUUUUUAUUCUGUUUAAUCUCCUCCUCUUUCGGUACCAUAUGUUAACCCCCCCCCCAUCCUCUUCUCCGUUACAAACUUUUCGCUGACCACCUAACGAUUGUUUUGCAGCUAUUUCAUUUCGUCUUUUGCCAUCUGAUUCACCGACUGCUUGGUUUGUUUGUAUUCUGCUGACUUUUGUGUCUACCUAGUCGAUGCACAUCCACUGUCUUGUUUCUCAGAUACCUCACUGCUUACCGGAGACAAUUUGCACCCAAGGUGGAGCACCUGUGUCACCAUAGUAGACAUUAACAUUAAAGUGCGUGAUGGCUAAGGGGUUUGUAAUCUAGAGUCCAUUGUUCAUCCACCUCGUUUUCUUGGCAACAGCUGCGCAUCUCUUUCACUAGUAAACUUACGAUAUUUCGACGUGCUUACUCUCCUGGUCCAAGAGUUAUCAAUGUCACUUUACCAUCGAAAUCGUUUGUAAACACAGUAGGAUAUAUUU